AUGCUUGUUGGCUGCAAGGAUUCGACACUGGGCUAUUUCGAGCCACACAGAAGGGGGAUUGCUGAUUUCUCCUCACAUUCAAUAUGGCGACUACGAUUGCCUACGACUAACUUAUCGGCGCGGGCUGGUUUGGUCGACGCGGUGAGGGGUCAAGAGCGCUUGGACUGGACAUGCUGGCUCUCCACCCUAAAAAUCCGGGGUAAUUCAACACAUUGCUGGUCUCUUGCCGGGCUGCUUCCGACGCGGAAACUGUCGGCGGGAAUCCUGUAUGCCGCCAAGAGCGGCAUUGUCACCUUGGAUCAACUUGAUACUGUGAUUGUCCGCUGA
This is a messenger RNA of Histoplasma capsulatum G186AR, 327 nucleotides long. RefSeq lists its product as uncharacterized. Lineage: Eukaryota; Fungi; Ascomycota; Eurotiomycetes; Onygenales; Ajellomycetaceae. The transcript has 2 exons. The coding region runs from base 1 to 327 and encodes 108 amino acids. The record is from RefSeq and is a predicted model, not a curated record.